CCCACCGCGAAUCCGGGGGACGCCUCCUCCUCGCCUCUCUCUCCCUCUCCCUCUCCCUCUCGCCUCCCUUCCCCCGCCCCUAAAGCGCGACCGCACCGCCGCCCGGAGCCCAGCCGCCCAAGUCGGCUGCUCGCCCCCUCUCCCGCUUGCUCAGCCGACCCCGGGAGCCCAGGAUCGUGCCAGAGGCAGGCAGGCAGGAAAGGGGCUAACGAGAGCAGCUGGUUGGGACUGGUGGAUUGGCAAUCGUGUGAUGUACUUGGCUCUGCCGCUGAUCCAACUCAAGCCAGCUUGAUCACGCAGCCUCGGCACACCAUGGCGCCAUCCGCUGCCGCUGCAGCCAGCAGCACCGAGGCUGACGGGGCACAGCGCAUGGCCAAGUUCCUCUGCAGUUUCGGAGGCAGCAUCCUGCCCCGCCCCCUCGACGGCCGUCUCCGCUACGUCGGCGGCGACACCAGGAUCGUCAUGCUGCCCCGCGACAUAUCCUACUCCGACCUGGCGGCGCGGAUGCGGGAGCUCUAUGACGAUGCCGAUAUCAUCAAGUACCAGCAGCCUGAUGAGGAUCUUGAUGCACUGGUCUCGGUUGUUAAUGAUGAUGAUGUGGUGAACAUGAUGGAGGAGUAUGACAAGCUCAUUGCUGCGGGAGAGGGGUUCACUAGGCUCAGGGUCUUCUUAUUCUCGCAGCACCUGGAUGAUGAGGCUGCAUCAGCAGCUGUGCAUUACCAUGGGGAUGAGCGGGAGACGGAGAGGAGGUAUGUCGACGCGCUUAACAGCCUUGGUGACAUGAGAUCACCUUCAUCUCCUGUGUCAGUGGAGCAGCUUUUUGGUAUCGGAGGCAAUGAGUCAGGAAUUCCCGAUAUUGCUGGCCUGCGGCAUUUGAAUGUUCCUCGUGCCUCACAUAAUCAGCGGUAUGGGGAGAUGGAUUCUCCUUGGAGCCCUGCAUAUAUCUCUCCGGGGCAGUAUGGAGUGCCUGAUCCAAGGGAUUUUCCCAUUUCACCAUCAUCUGCAAGGUUUCAAGUUGGAGCAGAGGACUUUGAUGAGAGGAUUCCUGAUGAUUUUGUGAGGCAAUCGCCAAAAUAUCGGCAUUAUGAGGCUCAGUCACCGCCACAUGUGGAUAACUUGGUCUGGCUUCCACCUGGUGCUGUAAUUCAGCAAAAUGCUGGCUUCCCAGGGAAUUUGGGCCGCUCCGGCAAUUUCUUGGAUGGAAACAGUGUAUAUGACUCCCGUUCGUCAUUCCAGAAGGGUCAAGGUUCAGUGAGUGAUCCUCGUUAUAUGGAUCCCCGUUGGAGGCCAGUCCAACAACAUUUUGAUCAAUCAAGCAUGGCAAGUGAGUAUUCUGCUCACCCUGCUAUUCAGCGUCCAGAUUAUGGUCGUCCUGGUGAGCAUUAUGUUGUAGGCCAAGAUGUUAGACUGGAAAAUGGUGUUUAUGUGAAAGAGCAAACGGGUGGUCACCCUCCCAUGUUCUACAACGAAUCACAUUCUCAUGAUAGAUCUUGGCAUGUGCAUCCCAACCAAAGCCAUCAACGGUAUGAGGAUCCAAGGUUGAAUCUGCCUGCUAAUGGUAGAGUGAUGGAUCCGUAUGCUGAUAGCAACUCAGCUAAUUCUGCAUUUGCACCCAGCAAAGUAUAUGAAAUGCAUUCAACAUCUCACAGCCGCUCAAGCCAUGAAAGUCCCCACUAUUAUCAUGGCAGUGGCCAGGGCGAGCAUGUGAGUAGUGGCUCCUAUGUCCAGACAUCAGGUUUUGAAGAAUCGACAGGCCAGCAUUACAGCCAUACUUCAACAUAUGGUGCUGAUACCUUUUACCAAAUGCAGCAGAACUUGCCGCCACUUCAAUCCAUGAGAAGGAGAGCAAGCAGCCCUGUUCACACAGGCUCAUCAUAUGAAUCACCGCACCUGCCGAUCCCAAAUGGGAGCAUCAACUCCAACUUUGUCAGAAACACAGGUGAUGUUAGUCCAAGGAUUCCUGGUAUGCCUGCAUAUGAUCGAGUCCCAAACCCAUGGCCUUCACCCAAUGGCAACAUACCAUAUAGAAUCGUUGGACAUGAUGUUCCCGCUGUUGUUGAGAACCCUUCUUCCCUUGGUUCUCGGUCAGGUCCAAACACUGCUCAGUAUGUUCAGCCUUUCUUUGCCCCAGAAUCAGUCCAGCAGCAACCAGGAGCUCCAUUGGUAGAAAUUUUUCCUGAAAGAGCAUCCGCUGGACCCAUGCUAUCACCGCUUGAUGGUAAAGUAUCUGUUGCUGCGGUACCCCUUGCUGAUCAUUUGUCCAGGUUGGACAUUAACACAACAAAGAAAUUGGAAGGAGCAGAUGAUGAAAGGCACACUCAAAAUGUGACUGAAACAAAACCUUCACACGCUGCGAGUGACCCUAGCACCUUGGUUCACAAUGUUGGAGUUGAUCUCCAACGGGGCAAACCUACAGAACAUGACGGUGGGGCUGUUGCAUUGCAGCAGUGUGGGGAUAUAUCGGAGAACAGAUUAAAUAUCCUUCCAGAGUUUGUUGCCUCUGUUAAAAAGGCUGCACUGGAAGAGUCUGAGAAGCCAGUAGAGGUUCAGCCAGAUGCUCGUCCUGCAAAUUCACCUGUUUGUGAUAACGGCAAUGAUGGGAAGAAGUUUGAUGAGAAUACUGAUGUAGAUCAGGAUCCUGAUGUGCAUGGAAGCUGCGACCAGCACAAAAGUUCUGGGAUCGAAACUACACCCGCUGAAGCUGAAGCUUUGUCUAAAGGAUUACAGACUAUAAGAAAUGAUGAUCUGGAGGAAAUCAGAGAGCUUGGUUCGGGUACUUAUGGGUCAGUCUUUCAUGGUAAAUGGAGGGGUUGUGAUGUUGCCAUCAAAAGAAUAAAAGCUAGUUGCUUUGAUGGAAGGCCAUCUGAGAGAGAGCGCUUGAUAGCGGAUUUCUGGAAAGAAGCUCAGAUCCUGAGCUCGCUUCAUCAUCCAAAUGUAGUUUCAUUUUAUGGUGUUGUUCGUGAUGGCCCUGAUGGAAGCUUAGCGACUGUUACCGAGUUUAUGGUCAAUGGGUCUCUCAAACAAUUCCUGAGGAAGAAAGACAGGACAAUUGAUCGCCGCAAAAGGGUUAUAUUGGCUAUGGAUGCUGCAUUUGGCAUGGAAUAUUUGCAUGGGAAGAAUAUUGUCCAUUUCGAUCUCAAGUGUGAGAACCUACUGGUAAACAUGAGAGAUCCACAACGACCGAUCUGCAAGAUUGGUGAUCUUGGGCUAUCAAAGGUGAAGCAGCAUACUUUGGUGUCUGGUGGUGUUAGAGGAACCUUACCAUGGAUGGCACCUGAGCUUCUGAGUGGGAAAAGUGAUAUGGUGUCCGAGAAGAUUGAUGUCUACUCAUUUGGUAUUGUGAUGUGGGAGCUACUUACCGGGGACGACCCUUAUUCUGAUAUGCGUGCAGCUGAAAUUAUUGGGGGCAUCGUGAACAAUUCUCUUCGUCCUCAGAUCCCUUCCUGGUGCGAUCCUGAAUGGAAAUCAUUGAUGGAAGGUAGUUGGGCUGGUGAACCAGCUCAAAGGCCAUCCUUCACUGAAAUAUCUCAAAGGUUGCGGAAAAUGGCCGCGGCAAUGAAUGUUAAAUAAAGGGCUCAAUUUAUUACAACGCGAAGAGGCAUGUAAGGAAUCCCAUGUCCAGUUCCCUGACUAGAGGAAGGCAAACCCGGAAUAUAUGUUACAUGUGUCUUGGCAGCGUCUCGGUUUAUCCUAGUUGAAAUGAGAUUUUAUGAAGGCCUUCCAUGGGAGGAGAAAUUCAUCACGGACGGUUCUAAAGCGUAUUUGAUGUGAGCCUCCCCUGUUCCUUCGACAAAAUUUUGAAGUGGUUCUAGCAAACGUGACUUCUCCAUUUCCUGCCUGCAGGAGUCGUCAGCUGCCGCCGUUUGCCUUCAAGUACGAGAUAUAUAUUGCAUCUGUCCAUUCCUCAUGACGGGAACUGUUGGGGUUUGUAAUGUAAAUAAAUUUUGGCCCGCUCCGUCCGGUGCAUGUUAGAUGUUGCACGGGACUAGACACGGUGCAAAGCUGGACGCAGUUAUCCCUUUUUCUUUCAUACGAUUGUGUCCUGAGAAAAAGAGGGAACAAACUCUGAACAAGAGAUAUCCUUAUUCAGAUUGUACAUAGUUCACGAAUAAGAUUUGCGGGCCGCCUUGAAAAUGUUCUUUCCUGUAUAUAUAUAUCUUCACUGCCAUGAUCCCACCAGUCAUGGUGCUUGCUUGGUAAUUAUUAUU
Messenger RNA from Triticum dicoccoides, 4208 nucleotides. RefSeq lists its product as uncharacterized. NCBI's taxonomy places the organism in Eukaryota, Viridiplantae, Streptophyta, Magnoliopsida, Poales, Poaceae. The record is from RefSeq and is a predicted model, not a curated record. The coding region runs from base 313 to 3570 and encodes 1085 amino acids. Gene Ontology annotation, biological process: signal transduction; protein phosphorylation. Gene Ontology annotation, cellular component: cytoplasm. The transcript is spliced from 9 exons. Gene Ontology annotation, molecular function: protein kinase activity; ATP binding; protein binding.